This is a messenger RNA of Trichoderma aggressivum f. europaeum, 870 nucleotides long. RefSeq lists its product as uncharacterized. The record is from RefSeq and is a predicted model, not a curated record. Bases 1 to 870 code for a protein of 289 amino acids. Lineage: Eukaryota; Fungi; Ascomycota; Sordariomycetes; Hypocreales; Hypocreaceae. The transcript has 3 exons.
AUGGCGACAGCUAAUGAGAUUGCUACACCAGGCCCGGACAGCGAAAUGUCACAGAAACGGCUCUCGGUGACGGAGCGCUCACCGCGGACCAAAAGUGGAAAUGGGGGUGGCUGCGAUGCGGCGUUUGGCCCUUUGCGCGCACGAGACGAAGUGCAUGCGGCCUUGGGGGCUUCGUUGGAGGGGAGGGAGUGUCGAGGUAACCAACACCAACGCCAGCUGGACGCCCGCCCUAGGCUGAGCUACCGCGAACGGAGGACUGCCUUGGACAAGAUUGGGAGGCCGUGGCUGGUCGCACCGCUGAUGACGGGCCUCCUCACCACGGCACAAAGGUAUUGGAUGUUCCUUUUCCCUCCUCCAGAACAAAGAGGUCGAGGCCGUGUAGGUACUCGUUCGUACCCGUGGCAUCGCAUAUGGCAUCGCAUAUGGCAUGGCGUGGCGUGGCGUCGCGUUGGGUCGAUGCGGCUCUUGGAUGACACGCCCAUUUCCAUUCCCAUCACGCAGCCUUGUUUGUCGUCUCGUCAUGCAACCGCGUUUGCAUUUGCAUUUGCAUUCGCAUUUGCAUUUGCACCUCUUCACGUCAUGGCUACUGUACGACACCCGACUCUUACUGCUACUCGCACAUCGUCUCCUGGCACGCAAGGGAUGUGCGCAUUUCUCUCCGCCCAUUGCCAGGCUCGCACCUCGCCCUUGGCCUGUCUUGACGCAAACCUGGCAUGCGGACGAGCCUCGUCGCAUCAUCUCACCCAAGCAGACGUGUCCAGAUCCCAGCUAGAUGCUCAACUGCGCGUGGCUAGCGCUAAGCUGCCUGGAGCUGCCUGGAGACGCACCGAUGCAGAACCCGCACCAGGCACCGAAUCGCACCGUCGGUAA